CUGGAGCUGGGCCAGGCGCUGGAGCUGGUGUACCCCAGUGACUUCCAGCUCACGGACAAGGAGAAAAGCAGCAUCUGCUACCUGUCCUUUCCCGACUCCCACUCAGGUAGGCCACCCCUCCUCGCCCCGGCCUGGGUGUCUCUCGGGGGCUGUGGGGAGAAGGAGAAGGAGGGCGAUGAGGCUGCCCAGGAGCCCCUGCGUCCAGGCCUGCACAGCCUGUGAGCCCCGGUCCCGCUUCCCGCUCCAGGGAGACAGCCAGAGCCCCAGGCCGCAGCAGCCAGUUUCCCCGGUUCCCGUGGAAAGAGGUGUCUCUGGGCAGUGGGGUCUCUGGCCUCCUUCACCCCUGCAGAGGGGUCACCAGGAGCUGGGUCCUGGCCUCUGCUCCUCUCCGGGGCUCGGGUGUCCAGGCCGGCCUGGUUUUCCGCCCCGGGCAGGCUACGCCGGGCCACACGUGACCCCCCGCCUCUGCUUGCCCACAGUGCGCGCGCUGCGGGGCUGUGGCUGUGCUUCUCUGUGGGCUGAGUUUAAACCCUUAGGUGCGGGAAUCUAGGACACGGGGACCUCUGUCGGGAGACACAGAGCCGGAGGGCUGGGCUUUUCUGAGGCAUUUGCAGCCCGGCAGAGGCUUCGCCCCCUCCCUGGCCCCCCGCCCCACAUGCUGGCAGGAGAGGCUCCAGCCCAACCCGGACACAGCGUGAGGGGACCACCUCCUCCCCAGGCUGCCUCGGGGAUACUCAGUUCAGCUUCCGCAUUCGUCAGUGUGGAGGGCAGAGGCGCCCCUGGCACACGGAUGACAGGCACUGUGACAGUGGGGCCCCCGUGUCUCUGCAGGCAGGUGAAGGACAGCUCCGUGAAGAGGGGCUACUUCCAGAAGUCUUUGGUGCUGGUGUCCCGCCUGCCCUUCGUCCGGCUGUUCCAGGCGCUGCUGAGCCUGGUCGCCCCAGAGUACUUCGACAAGCUGGCGCCCUGCCUGGAAGCGGUCUGCGAUGAGAUUGACCAGUGGCCGGCCCCUGUGCCGGGGCAGACCUUGAACCUGCCUGUCAUGGGCGUCAUCCUGCAGGUGCACAUCCCAUCCAGGGCAGACAAGCCUGAAUCCGGUCCUCCAAAGCAGUGCAGCCACGAGAACCUGCUACCAGCCCCGGUCGUCCUCACCAGUGUCCAUGAGCUGGACCUGUUCAGGUGCUUCCGGCCCGUGCUGGCCCACGUGCAGCUGCUGUGGGAACUCAUGCUCCUCGGGGAGCCCCUGCUGGUCCUGGCGCCCUCGCCCGCCGUGUCCUCGGAGAUGGUGCUGGCCUUGACCAGCUGCCUGCAGCCCCUCAAGUUCUGCUGCGACUACCGCCCCUACUUCACCGUCCACGAUAGCGAGUUCAAGGAGUUCACGACGCGCACGCAGGCCCCACCAAGCGUGGUCCUGGGAGUCACAAACCCUUUCUUUAUCAAAACGCUCCAGCACUGGCCCCACGUUCUCCGCAUCGGGGAGCCCAAGAUGCCAGGGGACCUUCCCAAGCAGGUCAAACUGAAAAAGCCCUCAAGGCUGAAGACCCUGGACACCAAGCCAGGCCUCUACACUGCGUACAUGACCUACCUCCACCGAGACAAGGCCCUGCUCAGACGACUGCUUAAGGGCCUGCAGAAGAAGCGGCCGUCGGACGUGCAGACUGCAGUGCUGAGGCGGCACCUCCUGGAGCUCACGCAGAGCUUCCUCAGCCCUCUGGAGCACUACAUGGCCAGCCUCAUGCCCCUGCAGAAGAGCAUCACGCCCUGGAAGACCCCUCCCCAGAUCCACCCCUUCCACCAGGACGACUUCCUGCGCAGCCUGGAGCACUCGGGGCCCCAGCUCACCUGCCUCCUCAAGGGCGACCGGCUGGGCCUCUACAGGUGGGCGGACAGUAGGCGGUUUUUCAAGUCCCCCCAUUUUGAUGGCUGGUACCGACAGCGGCACAAAGAGAUGGCCCAGAAGCUGGAGGCCCUGCACCUCGAGGCCAUCUGUGAGGCGAACAUCGAGAUCUGGAUGAAGGACAAGUCCGAGGUGGAGGUCGUGGAUCUGGUCCUGAAACUUCGGGAGAGGCUGGUUCGGGCACAGGGCCACCAGCUCCCCGUGAAGGAGGCGACGCUGAAGCGGGCGCGGCUGUACAUCGAGACAGUCAUCGGCUCCCUGCCCAAGGACCUGCAGGUCGUCCUGUGCCCUCCCUAGGAUGGGGCCCAUGGCCCAGGGCCAGGG
Molecule: messenger RNA, 2221 nt
Organism: Balaenoptera musculus (blue whale)
Lineage: Eukaryota; Metazoa; Chordata; Mammalia; Artiodactyla; Balaenopteridae
Gene: DENND6B
Product: DENN domain containing 6B
Exons: 19
Coding region: 656-2194 (512 amino acids)
Cellular component (GO): recycling endosome
Molecular function (GO): guanyl-nucleotide exchange factor activity
Source: RefSeq, a predicted model, not a curated record